Molecule: messenger RNA, 555 nt
Organism: Sinocyclocheilus rhinocerous
Lineage: Eukaryota; Metazoa; Chordata; Actinopteri; Cypriniformes; Cyprinidae
Product: 1-phosphatidylinositol 4,5-bisphosphate phosphodiesterase delta-3-A-like
Exons: 4
Coding region: 1-555 (184 amino acids)
Biological process (GO): lipid metabolic process; intracellular signal transduction
Cellular component (GO): plasma membrane
Molecular function (GO): phosphatidylinositol-4,5-bisphosphate phospholipase C activity
Source: RefSeq, a predicted model, not a curated record
AUGAUAACAACGAACAGAAUCGCUGUUCUCACCACCCAGAAGAACCAGUUUAUGACGCCCAAUGGUUUCACUAUGUACAUGCUGUCUAAGGAGAAUGAUGUGUAUAACCCAGAGCAUGGCAGAGUCUACCAGGACAUGAGCCGCCCACUCAGUCACUACUUUAUCUCCUCCUCACACAACACCUACCUCACUAAAGACCAGCUCAUUGGCGAGAGCAGCAUUGACGCUUAUAUCAGAGCUCUGAGUCAAGGCUGUCGCUGUGUGGAACUGGACUGCUGGGAUGGGGAAAAGAAGCCAGUUAUUUACCAUGGACACACCCUCACAUCCAAAGUGCCAUUUAGCGAGGUUUUGAAGGUCAUCGCUGAAUAUGCAUUCAGGACUUCUCCAUAUCCUCUUAUUCUGUCUCUGGAGAACCACUGCUGUGUGGAGCAGCAGACUAUCAUGGCCCAGCAGCUGCAUUCAAUUCUGGGGGAGAAACUGCUCAACAAACCUCUCAAUGACAAGGCGCUUCAGUGCCUACCAUCACCAGAGGUAAUACAGUCUGACUUUCCCUAA